AGGCUAAACGGCCCCUCCUCUCCAACUCAUCCGGAGUCAUCCAGAUCCCACCAUUCAAAAUCUCUCCCAAAGAUACGAAAAGCCAAGUCCCAGAGUUUCCGUACUCGACGCAGUCCAUCGGAGCGUAGAAGUCACGGAUCAUCCUCACCGUGGAACUUCGAACAACGCAAAAGUCCAGUAAACAGUUUGCAGCAGCAGAUUCAGCAGCACAUACCCAGAUCACCCGGGAGUGCUUCGGCUCACCUCGAGCAUCGGAGUUCGAUCAGUUCGCAGAAAAGUCCUGCGUUAUCGCGACAGGGUACCCUGCGAUCAUCCCAUCGUCGAAAGAGUAGUCUGGGUGCGUCUCUGAAUCUGAACCAGGGACGGCGUAGUCCCAACAGCAUGCUAAACGACCGUAGUCCUCAGGGACGCAAAAGUCCUAACUUACUCAUAACCGACCAAAUGUACACGCAAAGCUUCCAGGUUCAUCUGGACCGCAAGUCUCCAACUGCCAUGUCCUUUUCCGGUCGACGCAGCCCAUCGGGUCUACGAAGCCCGUCCGGAUUACGUAGCCCGUCCGGGUUGCGAAGUCCUUCCGGGUUGCGUAGUCCGUCGGGACUUCGAAGUCCAUCCGGUCUCUGCAGUCCUUCCGGGCGUCGCAGUCCCCUAGGUUUCAAUCUACAAUCUGAAUAUUCUAACUUGCUGCAGGGUCAGUCGGAUCGGUUCAGUCCGAACUCCCUCAGCAGUCACUCAGCUCAGGAUCGUCGAAGCCCCACCACGCACAUCCCAUCCAGUGAACGCAGCCGAAGCCCCAUCGGCUUCCAGUCCCGAUACGGCGGGAGCUUCUACGGGGAUCGCUCGGCACGUACAAGCCCAACAGCACUUUCCAGUAUCCCUCCGAUUACCAUCUCGAAUCCAUCGGAAACCUACGAGAUCGUUCAGAAGUCGAUGGAAUCGGAGCGUAGUCCGCUGAAACCGGACGCUCCAGCAAUACCGUUGUCUACCUCUUCCCAAAAGCUAGCUGGAGCCACGACUCCCGGUUCGGCCAGUUCCAGCACAACGGCUCCGGAAAAGAAAGAAAAGACGAGCGUCAUGAAGGAAAUCCUGGCAUUCGUGCGGAAACCUUCGAAGAAGGUUACCACUAGGACGAGCAAGUUUGCGGCGGCCUUCUCGAGAGCCGAUUCCAACACGGGAGCGCCUCUGCUGCGGCAGAGUACCUUUUCCAGCAUUCAGAACUCAUCAAGUUGCGCUGGUCGCAACGCAAUCACGAAGCAGAUGUCUGAGAUCGGAUUCGAGCCGAUCAUGACUUCACUGAAACUGAAGGGGAUGGGGUCGAAGAUCUCGCUGAAAUCGUUGAGGAAGUUUAGCGGUGAUAAGAAGGACAAGAAGUCCAGUGGCGACGAGAUCAGUGACGUUGAAAGCAGCGACGGCGGCAAGAUAACGGGUGAAGCAAGCAACGUUGCGGAAGUUCCAUUCGAGCUGGAUAAUGUCAAGUUUGAGAAGGUUGGAGAAUCGUACAUCAAGCACGAUCAGAUCACAGAGGAGGAGAGUCCGCGAGGAUCGCAGGAAAGUGAAGAGGCGGAUGAUGGAAGAUUGAAGAUCACUCCGGUCAGCGAGAUUAAGAAGUCUUUGGAAGCUCUGUUCACAAGACAGGAACCGAUCGAUGAAGCGGCAGAAGAUGGGCGGAAGGAUUCCGAUGCGGUGCAAUGCCCCACAUUUGAGAUCGAGCCACCUUCAAGACGAGCGUCGUUUGACCCUCCACGAUCGCCAUAUCUGGAGAAUUUGAGAAGCCUGAGUGAUACAGACCACGAAGGGACUCACAACAGCCGGCUGGAUUCCGGAGGUGAUAGCUUCGAACUAAUUGAUACGACAGAUCGUCGCGGAGAGAGUAGCGUGAGUGAUCGCCACUCAUCGAUGGAUACCAGUUUCGACAUCAGUCGGUAUCAGAGCACUAGCUAUGAAGAUCAGAACUCGAGCUUUGAGCUAGUGGAACUUGACAACUCUCAACGAACAUCAGCGAGAGACGAUAAGACCUCUCCGUUCGACAUUAGGAAAUCUUCGAUCGAGUUGGUUGACGCGGAAACAUUCCAGCGAUCGUAUCCGGAAGGUCGGAAAUCCUCUUUGGAGACUCAUUUCGACUUGGCAGAAGGAUAUCAACAGACUAGUCCCCGAAGUGCAUUUACAGUCAUCCCUAAGGCCCGCAAGCAGAUUUCCGAACCAGGUCGAAACCGUGAUCACAAAGUCAGUAUGAAAACUCACUACUCCGCUCCACAUCGUGCAAAGUCGCCCCUCUCGAACCAAACAUCGUCCAACUACAGCUCCAGGGACAGCUACGACUCAAUGUUCGAUUCGUCGGCUCUCUUCGAGUUGCGCAGCCCGUUCUCCGAACGGGACUCGAGACAGCACUUCCCACUGCCCCGCAAGUCCUCCAACGAAUCCUCGUCGCGCUUCCUCUGUACCGAUAAACGUUGUGCCUCAAUCUUCGAACCUCGCCCGGCUCGUCUUUCCUCGACGCACCUGGACACGUCCAGCGGGAGCGAGUUCGAGCCUCCGUCUCCUCGGCGAGCAGCCAGCGCCUCACCGAAGCAUACCUUCACCUUCCGGAUCGUGCUGAAAAAGGUGGACAGCUCGCCGGAUGCCAUUUGUCCCUCGGCUGAGCGCCGGAUUGCACGGGACAAGCUGGAGAAGAACAAGCGACGCGACAGCCGCCGCAAGAAGCUACUGGAAAUCGGGAAGAGUUUCUAAGUAGGCGACGCACGCGAGUAAACAUGCGUUGGAUCCAAGCAAGCACUGACCUGUCGUGACGGGUAGUGUUGUCAUAGGUGACAAUGACAUACAAAUCAGGUUUUUCUACAAGUGAAAGCAUUUAAAUUUCAAUAUCUGUAUGUGUGUUACCAGAUCAUUCUAAAUCUUAUCUGUUUCAUAAUUUGUUACGUUUUUCAAGUAAGGACAAGAAAAAUCGUUAGUUUCCAGUGUUUUUAUGGUCUUUUAAAUAUGAUAGAUUAUUGAGCAUUCGAUAAAUUCAAAUAUUUCAAAUCAUAUGCAUAAUUAUAUAAACUUCAUAUGGAAUUUUACCUCAACCCCAAAGUUUUGAGCAUUUGCUUGAACUUCCACCCAAAUGACGAACUAUAUUGAUCGUAAUACUAAUAACAAAAUGCAGCAUAAAAUAUCUUUUGAAUUUUGACGUCCACUUACAAAGAUUUUGAAGUCACUCAAGCACUCAAUAACAGUCGGAAUACAACACAAAAACUUACGAAAUGGAAAAGUGUUCAAAGUAAUCCACUCAAUACCGGUAUUAAAGAAGGAAAUAUAUUCUUGCAUUCAAUAAAUGUUGUAACUAAUCCGAAGACAAACAUGUUAUUUUUUCUAAAGAACAUGGAAUAACUAACAAAGGGAAACAUAACGGGAAAAGGUUGAAUUUGCGAGAUUUUAAAUCAUUUGUUUUGUAACGUAAGGUGGAAAAUUUUCUUAAAUAGUAAAAAGGACAUUGAAUUUACGUUGGAGAGCAAUUCUUUAGAACCAUUGUUUCAUCGUAGUAGGCUGUUGGAAACGAAUCGUGAUGAGCUACUUGGAUGGUUUCUGUUUUGGGGUUUCAUUUCUAUCCUCGGGAGAAACUGUAUGGGAUCAAUAAAUGAAAGCAAGCUUUCGAAGGAAAUCACUUACAAUCAAAACAAGCAACACACUCAAACAAUAAAAGCGGAAACAAAAUCAAAACUCUAUCAAUCAAAAACUGUUUACAUUCUCUGAAUUCGAUUCGUUCGGGAACGAGAAAUCGUCAUCCGUUGAAACCAAAAGCUGGACAAUGGGGCCGUAUCGAGAAAAUAGCUAGCUACAUAUUAGCCAUCGCAGAAAAAAAAACAUGCCAAACUCGCUCAGCCGUGUACCCUAGAUCUCAUUACAUUUAAACUAGAGAGCAAAGCUUUCAUAAUCAAGCACUACAUAAGGAAAAAAAAUGUUUGUUUUCAAUGUCUAUCGAUAAUCUGAGUAUGAAUAUUAUUGCCACUAUAGGUAUCUGUUGCUAUAACAACCUAUCGCAUCCUUUGAACCCAAAUACAUAUGCAAACGCCCAGCAUGUCAAAUCAGAAAAAGCAAGGCCUUCUCCGAUCGAAUCCAUUUGUGCCAAAAUGAAAUGAAAACAGACAACCAAGUUACUUUGAAGUUAUCCUACUCAAAAGAAAGAAGAAAAAAAGUUAUCAAUGUCCUUUCACACAGUCAGAAAGUCAUGCGUAUUAUUCUCUUGUUAAAACAAAAUCGAUCCCUAUUUACACAGAAACAAUGACGACAAAAUCGUAUGAGAAGGAAUGUUAUGAUACAAAAAAAAAAACCUAAAAUGUGAAACAUUUGACUACCCUUAUAGUGACGGAUAAACCCACAUCAACUUUCAACAUAGGUGUGUUGACCUUAACCAAUUGAUUCAACAAACCUACCGGAGAGAUUCUGAAAAUGGUGACGAGAGAUGAUCAUGAAAACUAUUAUUACAAACAGUGAAAUUAUUAUUCCACUUAAGAUUUACACGCAUCCAUUAUUCGGUGUAUGUUGAUUAAAAAUACCUUACAAAAAUGGUG
Aedes albopictus (Asian tiger mosquito) is the source of this 4544-nucleotide messenger RNA. RefSeq names its product serine-enriched protein-like. The transcript has a single exon. NCBI's taxonomy places the organism in Eukaryota, Metazoa, Arthropoda, Insecta, Diptera, Culicidae. The annotation marks the transcript as partial. The record is from RefSeq and is a predicted model, not a curated record.